UGCCUGGGCACCACCCUCCAUUUAUCAAGCUCUCUUUCACUAUCAACCUUCAGUUUGUUUGACUCUGUUUUGAGUUUUUGAUAUCCAGAGCCAGUCCACAUUCAAACUGCCAAGGGCUAGGUGAGAUUCAACGGGGGUCAUCCCGGUUACUAGACGGAAUCUCAGCCCGACCUCAUCACCUCCCGAGUCUGCAUCAGCUCAUUGCGGCCCUUCCUGUAGCAUCCCUCUUCUUCAACCUUUCUCUCCAAGUCCUGUCUUUGGAGUAUCUAUUUAACAGGUUCUCGCCGAUCGCUACCAUCGGCAAUUCUUAUUUGAGUCUCCACGACGUAGUGCCCUCGAUUUCAAUUCCAACACUUAUUAUCUCGAUACAAACAGGCCCGAAACCUGAACUGCGCGCUGCCAUUUUGGCUCCGAUCGAAUAUAUAAACAUGACCUUUUCGAUUUCGUCGUCGAUACUGCCUUGAUUGGCCUAAACGCUAGAGAUACCGAUCGCAAGUUCGACUUGCACCGAGACAGACAGGCCUCGGUUUGCGCCUAAGCUUUGAUCAAAAGAUAAACACAGACACGGCAACAGAAGUCUUCUGAAACGGUUCACCCUUCAAGCAUCGCCAUAUCGUCAUAAAAUUCCAACAGUUACCCCUCGAUCGAUUUCUCCACCACCGCGCCUCCCCACGUUUCUUACUUGAGCCGCGCAUUCCUCAUAUUGGCCGUCCGCCAUGGAACGGCCAGAUCGACUCGCCGGCUUGUCCGUCAGUUCUGCAUCGCAGCCUUCAGUCACAAGAAGCUUACCCGAAAACCACGUAUCUGGACGACGUCCAGUCCCAAACUCAGCAGCCACAUCUAACGGACCGCCACCACCACCUCCUAUUCCUACCUUGCGAAGCAUUCCCUCCAGUUCCUCUCUUUCUGCCGCGGGCAUGUCGGCAGCUCAAGUUAUUAGUCUCGCGCGUGAGGCAAUGCAAAAUGCCAUCGAAAGCGAGAGCCAAGCCGCUGAAGCAGGCGCCGUCAGCACAGGGCUUAGAACCGGAGUCACAAUUGAUCUCAGUCGCAAAGGGAUCCAAAAACUACCAGAUGAAGUUGUGGAUAUCGUCAAGGGGGAUCUGGAGCGGUCCGUUCCCAUGGGAUCAUCUUUAGGAGCGCGGUCGGAUACUGAUACCUAUACGGUCUCCAGACUAGCAUUGUCUCAUAACCAACUGACAACAUUGCCCGCUCGCUUUUCUGAAUGCACAUCAUUGCGAUAUCUCAACAUCCGGGGCAAUCAGAUCAAGGAGUUUCCUAUGCCUUUGUGCGAUUUGAAAUCAUUGGAGAUCCUUGACCUUGGCCGAAACCAACUUCGAAGUCUUCCUACAGAUAUUGUGAGACUCUCGUCAUUGAAAGUUUUGUCUAUUCCAAAGAACCAAAUCCGGGAGUUACCGCUAUGUAUUGCCGAUAUGGGGUCUUUGCAAGUGAUCAAGUUUGAGGGCAAUCCUAUCAACUUUCCGCCGCGUGAUGCAAUACAAGUGCAAGCCGCAAGCCCCCCACAUGAAGGCAUUCAGAAAGACAACGAAGUUACGGAGGUGGCGGUAACGCUACAGAUCAAACGCUUUCUGAAGCAGCAUGCUGUCAACGGCCGAUCCGAAUCUGACAAUACAGGUGACGAAUCUAGUGAGGGCGCUGAAACCCCUCGCUUCCCAUUGAAAAGGGUUGCAAGUGGGAGAUUCCCUGUCAAAGUCAGUGGUGCUGAUUUGCCUGAUAUUCGUUCACCCAAUCUUGGAUCAAGGGCACCUCCGAUACCAUCGCGAUCACAUUAUCGUGGACUUUCCCAACAAAACAGCGCUUUUCGACGACCCGGUGUCAUGCCAUUGACGAUUGGUAAUGUCAAUGAGCGUGUUCGUAGCAACUCAGAAAGCCUACUGAGGGCGGAGCGGUCAGAGAGCCGCAACAGGCGCAUGGGAAUCGUGUCCAGAAAACCCUCUGACCUUGGUACACUUGAUGAGAUGCAAGCGAAUAAUCGAUUUAGCCAUUAUCGUGGCCUGAGUCAUGGAUCUGCUAUGCAAGGUAACCAAGUAACGACGAAGAGCCCUGCGACUCCAACAGAACCAUACUUGGCACGCCCGAUCUAUGUGAGACGUCUUUCUGUCCUCCCCGAACGGAGGCGAGAAUCAAAAGUUUAUGAUCCAGUCAUUGAAGCUGCUAAGGGCAUCCUCUACUCGGUCUUUCAGAUCCAUCCUAUGAUCCAGAUGCUCAUGAGCUUGACGAGUGAUGGGUCUGCUAAGCGAUCUAGCCUUGAGAUCGUGUUCUACAACACCAACUCCCACGUUGAGGAAUUGGAGCAGGAAAUCCAGAAACACGAGAACGCCUUGGUCGACCUCGACGACCGCUCCCAAAGAGAGAACGAAAACGUCCGUCGAGCCUGUCAAACUUUGGUUAGCGCAUAUGGCCACGUUUGCACACUUUUGGCCGACAACAUUGAUACUUUCGUAAACAACGGCGAUGCUCGAUAUAUUCGAACACUUCUGAUGUUACUUUACAAUAGUAUCAUGGAACUACGUGUGACACUAUCGUCUGUUAGUGCAGAAGAUGGGCGUCGACAAGCAGCCUCCAAGGGGGACCAGAUGGGUGAGCGUCCUCUCAGGGUGCAUGCACGUGAACCUUCCAUUACCCCCACUGUUGGUAGGUCAACCGGAGCUCGCAACCGCAAUGGCACUUUGGUACACCAUCCGGUCAAUUUGCGUGUCGCUACAGAUGUACCUGUGCCUACACCCCUUUCUGCGGCUUACCUCAAUGGCAAUGGUCGAACCGCCACUAUUGCAUCGGCCACUCCUCGAUCUGGAGAAUCUUUCUCCUCGAUAGGUAGUCGCGGAAUUUCUUCCGAGUUCACAGAAGAAGAUCGGCAGUUUGAGAAGAUAUUUCUAUCUUUGCAAAGGUCGACUGAUCUCGUUAUGGGGACACUUCCCAGUUUCCAAGCCCAACUAACAGGCGGCUUGAGGAACGCCAUGUAUCAGAGGACACCAGAGAGUGUAAUUCAGCACUGGAAAGCCUUGAUAACCAUGUGCGGUCAUGUCAUUCAACAGACGGAGAUCCUCAAGAACAGACUGUCACUGAUCAAACUCAAGGAGCCUGGAGUUCGAACACAAGCGAGCUUUUGGAGUCUCUGUAACAACUUCAGUCACUCUUGGGCGGAUAUGAUCUAUCAGAUCAAGUACGGCCCCAACAGUGUUCCACUGCCUCCUGACACAAGGGCACGAUUGCGACCGAUUCAGCAGAGUAUUAAGGAAACCAGCAACAUCAUCUCCAAGUCCCCUUGGCACUAUCUUUUCAACCAUCCCUCAGGUACGCUGAACGGGCAGAUGCACUACCCCCCUCGCGGUAUGUCACCAACCCAGGUCCCGAUUACGCCACAGAGUGCUGCUUUGGGACCCGCUAUGCAGGCGACAGUUCCCACGACGCCGCAAAGUGGUUCAUUCGCAGCAGCAUUCCACGGGAAUGUCUUUGACCGCGCCGACGCUCUCAUGGCCAACCCUGGCAUCUCUAUGGGGCGCAAUGGGGGAUUUGGAAAGGGUCAUGUGGGAUUCAGCUCACUGUCUUCACUAUCUUCUAUGUCCUCAGACGAGGGAAUACUUCCUUCUCAUGGGCCACUGGGACCAGUACCGCUCCGUCUGAACGGAGGCAAAGUUGCCUUUUAGAUCACAGUGCCGUGUCCUUCCUUGGAUCUCGAGGUCAACACUGGCUGUUCGGUGCAAUCGCUGCUGUUAUUUGCAUAAGGCAAAAGGGGGUCAUUUGGUUAUAUCUAGAACUUAUUGAGGCUUUUUGAACUGGCGUAUUGAGGGAAAAGUUCGCCGGAACCCAUUCCUUUACCGCAUAGCCUUGGCGUUUGGGGUUGCCCUUGCAUUUAUUUGCCCAAAAUCAGGUCAGUCGAACUAUAUUUGCAUUUGAUCUUUUACUUGGAGAGGGUUCGCAGCUUGUGUAUGGGCAUAAUGUUAAACGUUGUCUUUUUUGGGAGGAGCAAAAGUUGGGAAGAGAUGCCCGUCAUGAUGACCAACAACGGUCUCCAAAGAUAAAUAGAUACCUGUAAAUGUUGCCGAGGCACUACAUAUCAGGGACUGCAAAGGAUAUGGGUCAUAGCAGAUAGAUGUCACAUUGUACACUAGCACAUAACGAAUCUAAUGCAUCUGGUAUUCGUCUCAGAGACAACGAAACUUGAAUACGAUCCAACAAUAGUCACG
Messenger RNA from Fusarium verticillioides 7600, 4205 nucleotides. RefSeq lists its product as hypothetical. The transcript has 3 exons. The record is from RefSeq and is a predicted model, not a curated record. The coding region runs from base 717 to 3665 and encodes 982 amino acids. Lineage: Eukaryota; Fungi; Ascomycota; Sordariomycetes; Hypocreales; Nectriaceae. Gene Ontology annotation, molecular function: protein binding.